Molecule: messenger RNA, 816 nt
Organism: Pollicipes pollicipes
Lineage: Eukaryota; Metazoa; Arthropoda; Thecostraca; Pollicipedomorpha; Pollicipedidae
Exons: 2
Coding region: 1-816 (271 amino acids)
Source: RefSeq, a predicted model, not a curated record
AUGCAGGUCAACCCGCUGCCCCCGAUGGCGGAAGACGACAUGACGAUGAUCAAGGACCUCUUUACGUACCUGACCCAGCCGAACAGCGCCGCCUGCCAGAAGGUGGCCCGAUUCGGUGGAAAGGCCAUGCUGCGCAUUGAGGACCACGUGCCGAUUAUGGACGGUCAGAAGUACAUCUGCAUGGAUCCCGAGCUCAGCCUCCACACGACCGAUGACUGCCUGGUCUACUCGUUCGGCAUCAGCACCGACUGGUCCUUCGACUGGGAGAUGGAGGGCUUCGGCUGCACCGUGUUCGCCUUCGACCCGUCCAUCAACGCCAGCAGCACCGACUGGCAGCAGGGCGCCAUCUCGUUCCUGCAGUACGGCGUCGGCGCCUGGGACCACGUUAGCGACGAGGGCUGGCAGAUCCGCACGCUCGACACGAUCGUCGAGUUCCUCCAGCACUCCGAGCGCAGCAUCCACUACCUGAAGAUGGACGUGGAGUUCACCGAGUUUGAGGUGCUGCGCCAGCAGGUCAUUCGUGGCCAGCAGUCGCCGCUGUUCCGGAACGUGCAGCAGCUGGGCGUGGAGCUUCAUAUCACCUCCUUCCUGCCUGUGUGGGAGCAUGUGACCUUCUACCGGGAGGCAUACAAGACGUUUCUGGCGCUUCAGGACAUGGGCUUUUACCCCUUCUCAUACGAGGAGAACUUCUCGCUGGAGCCGGACGUGGACGUGCCGGGUUUGGAUGACAAGCUUAUGUCCGCUAUGGAAGUGGUGUGGCUGAAAACACAGUGCAUCGGUCCAGACGGCCGCGCCCUUACCGGAGCCGGUCAGUGA